CCCAGGGCCGCUGGGCCCAGGGCGAAGCCUGGGAGUGAAAUGCCCCAGGCUCUGAGGCGCACAAAGCGCAGGCGCAGCGGGUUGGGUGGCAGCUGCAACGAGUAGCGCUGGUUUUGGCAGCAGCAUCCACAACAGGUGUAGACAGGUCCCACCUGACUCCAUCCUGGAAAGUCCUUUUGAAGAAAUGGCCCUGGUGAGGGGCGGCUGGCUGUGGAGACAGAGCUCCAUCCUCCGCCGCUGGAAGCGGAACUGGUUUGCUCUGUGGCUGGAUGGGACACUGGGUUACUACCACGAUGAGACAGCGCAGGAUGAGGAAGACCGUGUGCUCAUCCAGUUCAAUGUUCGUGACAUAAAGGUCGGCCAAGAGUGUCACGAUAUACAGCCCCCAGAGGGCCGGAGUCGGGACGGCCUGCUGACUGUGAACCUGCGGGAGGGCUCCCGCCUGCACCUAUGCGCAGAGACCCGGGAUGAUGCCAUAGCAUGGAAGACAGCACUGCUGGAGGCGAACUCCACUCCGGCCCCAGCUGGAGCCCCCGUCCCACUCAGGAGCCGCCGGGUUUGCCCCAAGGUCAGGUGUGUGACCCGAUCGUGGAAUCCUUGUAAGGUUGAGAGGCGGAUCUGGGUACGCGUCUACAGCCCAUACCAGGACUACUACGAGGUGGUGCCCCCCAACGCGCACGAGGCCACAUACGUCCGCAGCUACUAUGGGCCGCCCUACGCAGGCCCUGGUGUGACGCACGUGAUAGUGCGGGAGGAUCCCUGCUACAGUGCGGGUGCCCCGCUGGCCAUGGGCAUGCUCGCGGGAGCCGCCACCGGCGCCGCACUCGGCUCACUCAUGUGGUCGCCCUGUUGGUUCUGAGCUCUCGUACUGCAGCGCUGGACCCUGCAACUAGACGCUAAACCCCUUUUCCUCCUGGACCCCCCACCCUCCACUCUCCACCCUCCAAGCGCUGUCCCAUUUUAGUCCUUUCCUCUCCAGUACCCCUUUCUGGGCUUGGACCAUCCCUCCCACUCUUUAUCCUCACCCCACGCCCGCCCAUCGGAAGAAGUUAUCAUCUUGGCCACAGACAUGGUUCGAAAUCCUCACCAUCUACUUCUAGACACCCUAGAAAUCCCUUAUAGACACAUACGAAUAUAUUUUAACCAUACGAAGAGAGUAUAUAUAACUUUCAUCAGGCUUCAAGUUCUCCAGGUGCUGGAGAGAGAACGCGUGUUGAGCUCUCUGCUCCCUCUAGGGGCAGCUCCAGGCUAGUGGGAAAACAGGAGUAAACAGUUGUGCUGAAGUUGCAGUUAUCUGUCUUUUGACAAAUGUAGGGGCGGGGAGCAAAGCAGGUAGGUUGGGAGUAAUGUUGCUGACAAGUUUAGAGCCCUGGAUGUCAUGGCAUGUCCAGAGAAUUAAAGGGGAGAUCAGUUGGGCUAGGUCAGAUCAUAAUGGGCUUACAGGGUAAGGAGCUUGCUAGAUAAAUGGGAGAUGUGAGCUUUUUAAUGGAAUGAAGUUUCAUGAUUGCACCUAUCAUGAAUAUUUUGCCUGUACUGUUAGUACUGACAUACCCUUACCCAAAAUACUUCCUGAGUUCAGCUCCAUUCUACCAUCUUCCUGGGUUCCCUGUUCCCCAUGACAACUGAGUUGCACCUGGGGGCUCCUGGUUGGGGGCCAGGUGAGCUCUGCUUGGGAGCUCCAGCCUUAGGAAGUUGCCUCCAUUAGGAAAUGCCUUUCUGAUUCCAGGAGCUCUGUCUACUGCUGUGACUGUCCCCAUCUCAGGCUUUGUCUCUUCUUUCACUCUGGGGGAGAUGGUAGUGUUUCCCUCUGGGACCUGACAAACCUUUGUACCAUCCUGGGACGACCCCCAUGUGCCUGCCUGCAGGUGGCCCAGCAGUCUCCCCAUUUAGUUCCCUUCCAGUCUCUUCCUCCAUCCAGUCCCAACUGCCAGUAGAAAUGCCAGCUAGCAUCCAUGCCCAGUAGCCAGAGUAGCUCACUAAUGUUCCCUGUAGAUGGGGGCUCCAUUGGCUCAGCUGCAGAGACUAAUAAAGAUGUGAUUGGCU
Messenger RNA from Sciurus carolinensis (gray squirrel), 2043 nucleotides. RefSeq names its product pleckstrin homology domain containing B1 (gene Plekhb1). The transcript has 8 exons. Lineage: Eukaryota; Metazoa; Chordata; Mammalia; Rodentia; Sciuridae. Bases 185 to 859 code for a protein of 224 amino acids. Gene Ontology annotation, biological process: regulation of cell differentiation. Gene Ontology annotation, cellular component: membrane. The record is from RefSeq and is a predicted model, not a curated record.